Messenger RNA from Juglans microcarpa x Juglans regia, 1907 nucleotides. RefSeq names its product protein NEOXANTHIN-DEFICIENT 1. NCBI's taxonomy places the organism in Eukaryota, Viridiplantae, Streptophyta, Magnoliopsida, Fagales, Juglandaceae. Bases 601 to 1506 code for a protein of 301 amino acids. The record is from RefSeq and is a predicted model, not a curated record. The transcript has 12 exons.
UGCGAUAUGUUGGCGCCAAAGAACAUGUUUUAGCCCUUCUGGAAAUUAUGAUGGAUAAAAUCUUAUCCGCUUCUAAGGCUACUGUCUACUGAUGUAUCAACUAUAAAGCAAACCCCUCUCUGUGGGUGACUGGGUGUUUCUCCCCUGUUUAAGUGCCCUUUGGCCUUCCCGUGUACACUCACUCUAACUCACUCUCUUCCAUUAUUUCCGGGCAAAGUUCUCUUCUGGGUUUCAUUUUUUCUUCAAAUUCUGGCGAAAACCUUCUUGUUCUUGUUCUCUGAAACUAAAUUGCGAGUGCGAGUUUGUUGGGUGCAGCCAUGGCUUUGUUGUGUUCAUUUUUGCAAGUUGGGGGUUAGGAACAACUUCUUUGAUGGAGGGACAGCCUAAAGAUCACAUUUUUAAUGGGAUUAUCUUUGUGGCUGCUGGUUUCCUUUGGAGCUCUCUGUAUUUGCGAAGGACACGGAAUAUUGCCUCUCAAGAAGUAAAAUCACUCCUUUUUAUUUUGUUUUGGUUUUUUAUCAGGCAUCCUUUGAUGGAGCUCAAAUCACUUGAAUUCGGUAUCUCCUACUUUUGCUUUCUUGGAUUCUAGUUCUUCAAAGUAUGUCUGAGGUCAUGGACGUAGGAGAAAUUAAAUGUUCCUCAGGCUACGGAAAGCCCCCGUGGAUAUUCAAAGGCAGUGCCUUGUACCAACUCCAUCUCGUGAAGGCAGAAACUGCUCGAGCAUGCAUCCCGAAAGAGUUCAGAUUAGUUGAAGCUUUUGGGUACACUCUUGGUGGCUUCUUUCUUGCCAGCUACGAUGACAGUCCGGCCGGAGUCUUUGACGAGCUUGUUGUGAUUGCGGGGCUUGCAUGGAACCCACCAACAUCCUGCGCCAGAUGGGCUGCUAAGGUGCUUGUGAACAGCAAUGAGGCUUGUGAUCAUGGAAGAAAGGAAGUCGGUCUUCCAAGUCAGAUUGCCAGGUUUUCGAAGAGUAUCACGGCAAUGACAGCGCAACCAAAGAAUAAAGACAUUGGUAUUUUAAACGCGAUUGGUAUGGGUGCUACUUUCGAUAGUCCAAGAGACCAUAUGAAUGUUCAAGUGACUGAAUGGGAUGAUCUUGAUACAAAAGAUACCUGUAAUAUCAACCUCACAACUGUUGUGCCUGCAUUGAAUGAAAAGUGGAUGGGGCCGGGCAUCAAAAUUUCACUUCCAAGUUAUAGUGGCCAUACAGAGCAUAAUCCCAACCUUCUCAAGUACUCUUGCCAGAUUGAGUGCAGGGUGAGAGCAGUGAAGCCAGCAGUAGUAUCAGGCCCAAGUCCUAUACCGUAUCAUGACAGAGCGCAUUAUUCAGAUCAACGUAGAUGCAAUACCAUGGACUCUACAGCUAAGGAGCACAUAGAUAAUGGACAAAAUCUCAUCAUGUCUGUGAUGUUGUCAAAACCCAUAUUGGCUUUGGAGUUCAAUUGUUUAAAAAUGCAGUUCUUUUAUGAAUUCAGGUCCAUGUGGAGGGGUGCUGGCAUUAUCUAAAAUUCUGAUGGGUGUUCCCUAUCUGGAUUCUCUUCUUGCUACGGGUGGGGUACAAAUUCUAAGGCUGAAAUUAAAACUGUGCCCGAUGGUUUGACUAUUACAUACUUGAUCUGUGUUGAUUUUAAAUCGAAUUCUUAGCUGGUAGUGGGGAGGUUGCAGAAUGCAGAGUAAAGGAAGAGUUUGCCUUGAUCUUACUUGAUGUUUGGAAUGGCUAUUAUGGACGUUAUGAGUGGCUUCUGUCUAAGUUACAUAUAGAUGGAAGUUAAUUGCAUUGCAAAAGAUGGAAUCGAGUGGAUUUCAAAUGUGUAUUUUGUUAAAGAUAACAUUCUUAAGGAGUUGAAUGGCUUCUCAAGAAUACAGUGUGAGUGCUGUUAUAUAAGGUGUGAAAAAAAUUAAUUUUU